AUGUCAGAACAACCAAAUCUCUCAAACCCAGACCUGUCACCCGAGACAUUCAGAAAGCUAUUGGGAAAACUGAUCUCAGCACCAGCAUCGUUCAAUCGAGCAGAUGCUACACUAGCUAUAGAGCACUUGUUGAUCCCUGGGAGCGUCCUCCCAAGUCAGAUUGGCAGCUUCCUUACUGCACUCCAUCUGAGUGGAAUGGAGAGUGACAGUGAAGUCUUGGCUGGUGCUGCAGAGGUCCUACGACGACACUCGGUCGUAGUCAACUCGCCACAAGCUGAGGAUGAUCGAAGGAGAACAGUAGAUAUUGUUGGAACAGGUGGGGAUGGACACAAUACUUUCAACGUCAGCACUACUGCUGCUGUCGUCGCUGCAGGAGCCGGUGCUCGAGUACAUAAGGAUGUCCCCUCUCGCCUCCAAGCCCACUUGCACCCAUUCGACGGUGGAUUGGUCUUAGGUGUAGCGCAUCCAAAACUGGGAGAAACAUUUGUUCAGGCCUUGAGCAAAGAUGAAACUGUUCAGCACGCUAUGGUUGUCUGUGGCGAGGAGCAUCUGGACGAGAUAUCAUGUGCAGGCCGAACAAGAGUUUGGGAAUUUAGGAAAAGUGAAGCUGGAACAGUGUCAUUCAAAGAGUCUAUUAUAUCUCCAGAGACAUUUGGGGUCGAUUCACACCUCCUGGCACAUGUCGCUGGAGGCAAGGGACCAGGAGAGAACGCAGAAAUAUUCACAAAACUUCUUACCCAGCCGCAAGAGGCCGCUCAAGGCGAACUGAAACCGAUCUUUGAUUUCGUUCUCAUCAAUGCCGCGGCUGUACUCGUUGUCGCCGAGAUAGCAAAGGAUGUCAAGGAGGGCGUAGAAUUGGCGAGACAGAGUAUAACUAGUGGAGAGGCUUGGAAAACAUUCCAAAGUUUUAAAGAAUGGGAUAAUGCUGUAGGAAACCUUGCUACAUCGAGUACUAAUUGA
This is a messenger RNA of Acaulospora colombiana, 960 nucleotides long. Lineage: Eukaryota; Fungi; Glomeromycota; Glomeromycetes; Diversisporales; Acaulosporaceae. The record is from the annotation of a GenBank genome assembly.